Cylas formicarius (sweet potato weevil) is the source of this 912-nucleotide messenger RNA. Its product is annotated as polyisoprenoid diphosphate/phosphate phosphohydrolase PLPP6. The record is from RefSeq and is a predicted model, not a curated record. The transcript has 3 exons. The coding region runs from base 139 to 783 and encodes 214 amino acids. Gene Ontology annotation, molecular function: sphingosine-1-phosphate phosphatase activity. Lineage: Eukaryota; Metazoa; Arthropoda; Insecta; Coleoptera; Brentidae.
CGCGUUACCAUGUAGCGAUUGGCCGAAUGAUCCUAGCAAACGUGGCCAAUACAAGUAAAAGAAGAGAAGAACUACAGUGAUGUAGUGCGACACUAACCUUACAUUACUCCGUUACGUGAUAGAGAACAAACAGAAACGAUGGGCGAGGCGGAAAAAAGGCGGCCACCCGGUUGGGUCCGGCGCGUUUUAGACUUGGACGCGGCCGUGACGAAAAGAUUCGUCCAGUGGGGCAACGGGGUGUCGCCGUUGCACUCGCUGCGCGUCCACUGCAAAGCGUUGGAGAUAACCUGCCAUGGGAUACCGUGGCUAGCCUUUUGGACGGCUUUUACGUGGCUGUUUAAUAACCCGCACCUCAUCGAGCUACAGGUCAACAUGCUGUUCGGCCUGGUGUUGGAUAUAAUCGUCGUAGCGUUAACGAAAGCAUACUUCCGGCGACGAAGGCCCGCGGGUAACAGAGACGACGCGUUUGUGCAGCUCGGGUCCGACCAGUUUAGUUUUCCAUCGGGGCACGCGAGCCGCGCGGUGCUCGUCGCGUACGUUUUCACGCGCCUGUGGCCCCUUUCGUUUCUGUUUUACCCUUCGAUAAUGGCAUGGGUCGUUGCCUUGGGCAUGAGCCGGGUACUGAUGGAGCGCCACUACAUUCUCGACGUGAUAGGGGGCUACGGCCUGGGAUUAAUCGAGGGGGGGUUGCUCGGCUUGCUCUGGAUCAGCGACGAGAACGCCAGGUGGCUCAUGUCGGUCGUAUCCGACGAAAAAUUCGAGGGCGGCGACUACCACGUGUGAUCGCAACGAAACCCAACGAGUAUUGUAAACAAUUAUAUUUUUUAACCGUAAAUAAAAUGAAAGUCUCAGUCUUCUAUGCCUCGUGAAACGUCGAACCUGUCUUCCCGAACGUCCACCUUGUCUAAGAGC